Molecule: messenger RNA, 3163 nt
Organism: Pseudonaja textilis
Lineage: Eukaryota; Metazoa; Chordata; Lepidosauria; Squamata; Elapidae
Source: RefSeq, a predicted model, not a curated record
UGGCGGAAGGAGAUCCCAGAGUUUGGGGCCAAACGACCUCCCAGGACCUAGGGGAUUCCCCCCUCCCCUCUCCCCUCCCCUCCCCGAGAAGUUUAAAGGAAGCCUGCGUUUCAUUUUUUUUUUUUUAUUCUCGAGUUGCACGGUUCAGACGAGCGGGCGUUAUCAAUCAUUCUUCUUGCGAUUGCUUGCGAAGGGGAGGGCAGAGUUGCCCCUCCCGUGUUUUUCUGCCUCUUCCCCCCCACCCCCCCGCUUCCCCAAUUAGAAUUGUAAAGAGAUCACCCUUAGACGAUAUAGAGAUGGCUUCCAGUCCAAACGAUUCGGAUCCGAACUCCCAGCAAGGGGACGAUGAUCCGAAUCCAAAUAUCAGUCCUCAAGAAGAGCUGGACUUCUCGAUUUUAUUUGAUUAUGACUAUUCGCAGCCAGUAGCAGAAGAACCGACUCCUUCACAUAAAAUCAUCAGCCCACCCACUGGAGUUACUUACCCUCAUGAUGAUGUCUCGGAUUAUGGCCUCAAGCCGUACCCCUUCGCUUUGUCUAGCCUUUCAGCAGAUCACAUGGGCAGAUAUGGACAGCCAGAUAGCAUAGGGUCAAAAUGCUACUUGGACCCUUUCAAGGCUGCAGGUCCCCCUACUUUGAGCCCUAGGAUUGAGAUAACACCAUCUUAUGAACUGAUUCACUCAGGGGGGCCCUUCAGCAGCAGAGACACAGAUCUAUUGGUAGAGCAUCAGUCCAGCUCAGCUACCGCUAGCCCAAGGUUUACCCUGCCGGUCCCUGGCUUUGAGAGCUACCGAGAACCACUGUGCCUGAGCCCUCCUAGCAGCGGCUCCUCUGCAAGCUUCAUUUCAGAGACAAAUUUCUCUCCUUAUACUUCACCAUGCGUUUCACCAAAUAAUGGCCCUAGUGAUGACCUGUGUCCACAGUUUCAAAACACCCAUGCUCAUUAUUCCCCUAGAACCUCGCCAAUAAUGUCCCCACAAGCAACUGUCGUGGAGGAUACCUGCUUGGGGCCACGUUCACCAUCACCUCAUCCCAACUCAAGGUCGUCAUCGCCAGGGGCAAAACGGAGGUACUCUUGCACUGAGCUCUACGGGAGUCAGCACCCACACUCUUCUCCACGGCAAUCGAGGACCCCUUCUCCACAGGCCUCUCCCCACAUUUCCCUGGGAGAAGACGGAGCGACAGUCACUUACACCCAGUUGUCCACCUCAUCUAGUCUCAUGGAUGCCAUGAACAAUCUCACCACUGACCCUUCCUGCGGAGUUCCCACCAAAAUAUGGAGGACCACUCCAGAUCCUUCGCCACUGGCUUCCCACAAAGCCAGUAUGCCAUGCCACGUGCUUCAGCCCAUCGAAUACAUUGGAUCCUGUGAGCAGGAGAACCGAAGGAACCCACCGCCAGAUUCAAUCCUUUUGGUGCCGCCAUCUUGGCCGAAGCAACUGAUGCCUCCGAUACCAAUCUGCAGAUUAGCAAAGAUUGAGCGGCUUCAUGGUUAUGUGGACCACAAGCCCUUGGGCCUUCAGAUCUUCAUUGGAACGGCAGAUGAGAGGAUUCUUAAACCACAUGCUUUUUACCAAGUCCAUCGCAUCACAGGGAAAACAGUCACCACCACCAGCUUUGAGAAAAUCAUUGGCAACACCAAAGUGCUGGAAAUUCCUCUGGAGCCAAAAAACAACAUGAAAGCAACCAUUGACUGCGCAGGAAUCCUCAAGCUGAGGAAUGCAGACAUUGAAUUACGGAAAGGAGAAACAGAUAUUGGCCGAAAGAACACUCGUGUACGAUUGGUGUUCCGCGUGCAUAUCCCUGAAUCUAGUGGCCGGAUAGUUUCGUUGCAAGUUGCAUCCAACCCCAUUGAAUGCUCUCAGCGUUCGGCUCAUGAACUUCCAAUGGUUGAAAGACAAGAUGUGGACACCUGCCUUGUAUACGGUGGACAGCAAAUGAUUUUAACCGGCCAGAAUUUUACAGCAGAAUCCAAAGUCAUCUUCACAGAGAAGACACCAGAUGGGCAGCAGGUUUGGGAGAUGGAGGCUACAGUGGACAAAGACAAGAGCCAAUCUAACAUGCUGUUUGUAGAGAUUCCAGAAUAUCGGAACAAGCACAUUCGUGUCCCUGUUAAGGUGAAUUUCUAUGUUAUCAAUGGGAAACGGAAAAAAAGUCAGCCACAGCAUUUUACCUACCAUCCAGUGCCUUCCAUAAAAACAGAGCCCAUUGAUGACUAUAAUCCAAGUUUAAUCUGCAAUACAGUACACAGUGGUCUGAGAACAGUAACACAGCCUUAUUAUUCACAUCAUACAAUGGCCUCGGAGUCUCCUUCCUGUCUUGUGGCUACAAUGGCUUCUUGCCAACAGUUGCAUUCAAAUCUCUCUUCUCCCGAAUCUCAGUAUCCUUCACAAAACCCAGGAGCUAUAAUAUAUCAAAGAAGCAAGAGUCUCAGUCCAAGCCACCUGGGCUACCAGCAGUCCAACUUGAUGGGUACCCAGGUUUCCAUUCCAGAUGUUCAUAGGUCAGUGCUUGUGCACACAGGAUCUCCUAGCCAAAGUUCAGCAAUGCUCCAUCAUUCCCCAGCCAAUCAGCCAUCUUCUCCAGUGAUUCAUUGCUCUCCCACAGCCAAUCAUCAGAUGAGAUGUGAAAGCCAUCAAGAGUUUCAGCAUAUAAUGUGUAGUGAAAAUUUCACAUCCAGCGGAGUAAGGCCCCAUCAGCCUCAAGUCAAUCAAGCCCAAAGGUUAAGCCCAAGUUCUUAUCCCACUGUGAUUCAGCAGCAGAGAACGGCCAAAAAUGGACCACCAGUAAAUGAUCAGAAGGAAGUGGUAUCAGCUGGAGUCACUGUAAAACAGGAACAGAAUCUUGACCAAGCUUAUUUGGAUGAUGUUAAUGAAAUUAUCAGGAAAGAGUUUUCUGGACUCCCUGCCAGAAGUCAGUCAUAGAAGAUGAGAUUUAUGAGACAACUUUUGCAGAAUCCAUCUGUAUCUGACAAGAUUCUUCUCUUGUCCUGCUUGCCUUUUUGUUUCCUCAAGUGAUCAUCUCAAGGCAUCAGUUCAACACCAGGAACAAUGCACUGGCAUCCAGCUGACAAUUCUUUGUAAGCCACUCAGCACCUAUCAUUGUAAACAUCAAAGAAAACUCUCUUCCUAUUGUCCAAAGAUCAUGCAGGUCUCAUGUAACCUUG